Molecule: messenger RNA, 855 nt
Organism: Botrytis byssoidea
Lineage: Eukaryota; Fungi; Ascomycota; Leotiomycetes; Helotiales; Sclerotiniaceae
Exons: 1
Coding region: 1-855 (284 amino acids)
Source: RefSeq, a predicted model, not a curated record
AUGUCGACAGAUCAACUCGUCGUUAAGUUACGCUACACUAAAAGCCAGCGCGAAAUGAUUGAGAAGAUUGUGACUAUGGAAAGCAUUGUUGCUCGAGAAGAUGCCACUGGGGCCACUGGGGGCCAAAACAUCAGGAAUGAUAAACAACCCAAUGCACCUACCAAAUUACCCAUGGUCGAAAAAGUGCGAGCUCGUCUCCGCAGUAUUUUAAGACGUGGAGACUGUCAUCCAAGUACUAAAUACAGAGAUUGUAUCUCCCUUCUCGAAGAUACACUUGAGUCUGUGACAGACUCUGUCGCCACAGAGGAUGGAGCAGGAGGUUCGGGUGGUCAGCAACAAAGGUCCGCGAAAGACAAAGAUACCCGGAAAGAGAUUGAAGAUUUACAAAUCAAAAUUGCGAGAUUGUUAGCAGAGAAUGAGAAAUUAGAGGCUACAAACAACGAAUUAAUUUGUGACGUCGACAAGAAUGAGGCUGAGCUUUCAGAACUAAGAGAGGAGGUGGGACGAGUAAGAGAUAAUGAGAGUAAUCUGGAGGAGAUCACCAACAGUUUAGAGACUUCACGCAACUACACGGAUAAAGCUCUCAGUAUCUUGACGUCUCUCAAGAAAAAAGAAAAUACUUACCGCGAGCGCGUUUUUGCAUUGAAGAAGGAACUGCAGAUGUGCAGAGCAGAGAGAGACGAGGCUCUGGCAAAUUUGGACAGUCAAACCGAGAGCUUUGAGAAUGAACAUAAGACCUUGGUUGAUGAGAACACGAAGCUGGAGGCGACACUAACAGGUUUCAAGAGGAAAUUGGAUUGUGUAAUGGAGGGUGUGGAGGGUGUGGAGGAUGCUACUUCUCAUAAAAAAAGGUAG